Messenger RNA from Vicia villosa (hairy vetch), 1678 nucleotides. RefSeq names its product protein DCL, chloroplastic-like. The record is from RefSeq and is a predicted model, not a curated record. The transcript is spliced from 3 exons. The coding region runs from base 296 to 943 and encodes 215 amino acids. Gene Ontology annotation, cellular component: chloroplast. Gene Ontology annotation, biological process: chloroplast organization; chloroplast rRNA processing. Lineage: Eukaryota; Viridiplantae; Streptophyta; Magnoliopsida; Fabales; Fabaceae.
UUUGUCGAUGACUAAGAGAUUCGCGUGGAUUUCUCUUGUAGGAAAGAGGCAAAGGCAAAAAGUAGGCCACAUAGGUGGCGUGUUUAUCCUGUUAACGCUUGCAAUUGCGAGGGAACCAACACUCUCCACCUCCGCACAAUUUGAUAACGCAAUUCAACUCAAAAAGUGAGAAAGAACCAAACUAAAACAAUUUUCAACUAUAAAUAGUUCAUAAUUCAUUCAGUUGAGUCUUUUUGCCUUUUUCAGAAAUUAUUAUUAUUAUUAUUGUUAUUAUUAGUUUUAGAAUCAUAGAGUUAUGGCUUCUUCAUUAUCCAACUUAAAAACACCACUUCACUUUCAUUCCUUCAAAAACCCUUUCUAUUCUCGAUUCAUUCCGUCCCUUUCUCACUCCUUCAACAACCCUAAGCCGUUUCAUUCUGCUUCCUCUUCUCUCAAAGUUGCUGCUUCUUCUUCCGAUUCUGCUGAUAAUUUGCUCCAGAAGCCGGUUAUUUCUCAAGGGAAAGGAAUUGGUGAGGAACAUUGCUACGAACAAGAGCAAGAUGAUACUACUGAAGAAGAAGAUAAGUGGUUUGAUUGGGAAGAUCAAAUUUUACAAGAUACCGUUCCUUUGGUUGGCUUUGUUAGAAUGAUUCUUCAUUCUGGACUAUAUGAAAGUGGAGAUAGAAUAACUUCAGAGCAUGAAAAAACUAUUAUUGAGAAGCUGAUUCCAUUCCAUCCAGAAUCUGACAAAAAGAUUGGCUGUGGAAUAGAUUAUAUUACGAUUGGAUAUCAUCCUGAUUUUGAUCGCUCUAGGUGUAUGUUCAUAGUGCGAAAAGAUGGAGAGAUGGUUGAUUUUUCAUAUUGGAAAUGCAUAAAGGGUUUGAUCAGAAAGAACUAUCCAUUAUAUGCAGACAGUUUCAUUAUCAGGCACUUCAGAAAUCGGAGUCGUAGCUUCUCAAGUUAAUAUCUUCUGAAUGUUGUACAAUUAAAUGUUCCAUUUUUCGUGUUCUCUGAUUGCUGAUAGCUAGCAUACUAUUUUAAUAGUAUGGAAAUAAAAACUACAGAAAUUUAUGGAGUUCGCUGAUAAUCGCCAUCUGGAUAUUGAAUCCAUUUUAUUAUGUUUGCAGUGAUUUAAAAUUAUGGGAACAUAGCUUUUGUAUAUACACCUUGAUGACAAUGUUCCUUUCAGUUAAUUUAAAGAAAUUGAAGUUUAGUUUAUUUUUAAUCCAUUGCUGUUAUGUUGUAUAGGAAGAGAUGUUAUCCUAUUUCAAUUCCAAAGAGUUCCAUACACUUGAAUGAUGAUUUGUGUAUUCUUAUUCAUUUAGACAAGUUAUAUUUUAUAAUGGAUAAUUGCAUGUAGGGAGCAUUAAAUAUGUUCAUUUUUUCAGAUCUCAACGGUUGAAUUAAUAAAUAUUAUGGUAGAGAAUGGACUACUAUAAUUGACAGUUUCUGUCUCUCCCUUCUAUGUGAGACACCUGUAUUAUCUUGGUCUUUGUUGGUAGAAAAAUGGGCAGGUGUCCUAAUAAGUUUGGACUGUUCCAUAGUUGGUUGGUGGCUCAGUGACCACAUGGCUUGAAACAGAAAACAUUUCUUUCCUUUAAUAACAUUUAAUUUGAUUUUAUUAUGGGGAGAUCGAAUCAUCCCUUGCCACUUUAGGCACUUCUACUACCACAAAUAGAUAAAGAUGGAUGAUUGGUAA